UGUCCGAACAGACCAAGAUCAUGGCAGUCCUUGGGUCCCUGCUGCCAUCCCUGCGGCUGUUUCUGUGCCUCGGAAUGCUGUUUAUUUCUGCCAGCUCUGCAAAUGACAGUGACAGAUGCAUGUCCUUCAGUGCUGUCGUCCCCACCACUGGCAUCAUGGCCAGUUCAGAUGUUUACGAAGACAACAAGGUCUACACAAUACUUGUUCCUGUGAGUUCCAGGACCCGUUCAGUGGUCCUGCGAGCACUGGACAUGAAUAACAACUCCAUAGGCUUCUGGCACAGAGCAGACCUGGCCUGCAACAGCAGCGUCCUAUACUUCCUCCAGGGCACACAUGAAGGGUCCUUCCAGGCCAGUUGGACAUCUCCUCCUUCCACAAACGUAACAACAGUUGAGAUACAAGCCUUUGCUGUCAAUGUACAAAAAAUGGCUACAUUUUCUUCUCUGAAACUGAAGAAACAAGCAAUGACCACACCGUCAGAGUCCAUGAUCUCCACGACCAGGCCAACCACAACCCGAAUCCUGACCACAACCCAAAUCCCAACCACAACCCGAAACCUAUAUCCAACCUCAACUCCAACUGCAACCAAAAGCUUGGCCAACAGAAUCUUCCUCAGCCCCAUCACAGAUGCCAUUCAGAUCCUGCUUGUCUUUCUCACCAGCAAACUCCUCUUCUAGAGGAUACUAGAACAAUUGUUCCUGCAUCUACUGCAUCCUCCUAAGCUCAAGUUCAAGCCAGGGCUCUGCCACGUGUGUGAAUGAAGGCCUUGUGCUCUCAAUGUACAACUCUACUGCCACUGCUUUGGACCAAAAAGGAGACUGGGUUGAGUAGCCAGUUCAUUCACUGGUGAAUCUGGGGCACACAGAUAUUCGACUGGAUCUUUCAGGACACAAAUAAGGCUUUCUGUAACCACUUA
This is a messenger RNA of Artibeus jamaicensis (Jamaican fruit-eating bat), 916 nucleotides long. RefSeq names its product placenta expressed transcript 1 (gene PLET1). Bases 21 to 677 code for a protein of 218 amino acids. The transcript is spliced from 4 exons. NCBI's taxonomy places the organism in Eukaryota, Metazoa, Chordata, Mammalia, Chiroptera, Phyllostomidae. The record is from RefSeq and is a predicted model, not a curated record. Gene Ontology annotation, biological process: positive regulation of cell migration; wound healing, spreading of epidermal cells; negative regulation of cell-matrix adhesion. Gene Ontology annotation, cellular component: apical plasma membrane; external side of plasma membrane.